Messenger RNA from Octopus sinensis (East Asian common octopus), 2606 nucleotides. Its product is annotated as monocarboxylate transporter 4-like. Gene Ontology annotation, molecular function: monocarboxylic acid transmembrane transporter activity. The record is from RefSeq and is a predicted model, not a curated record. Lineage: Eukaryota; Metazoa; Mollusca; Cephalopoda; Octopoda; Octopodidae. Bases 354 to 2108 code for a protein of 584 amino acids. The transcript has 7 exons. Gene Ontology annotation, biological process: transmembrane transport.
UUUCGUCAAUGUUAAUAUAUACAAAAUUGUUAUCUCUCGACAUUGAGUUACUUUUAAGACUAGGUCCACAUGAAAAACUGAAUGUGUGCUAGUCUUUAAGUGAUUCACUAAUGUUAUUUGUAUGAAACUGGUUCUACCUGGAUUUUCAGUUUUAAUUAGCAAAACAUAAAGGUGUGUCAUUCAUUAUAAAAAGGCUUUCGUACAACCGAGUCCCGGUAUUCGCUGGAAAGGAAAUAACAAAUUGACUUCUGUUUUUUCCCCAUCUGUACUUGCAAUCGGCCCGUUUUGAUUUUAUCAAACAUUUGUAUAUUUUCUAAAAGAAAUAUCACGAGUUAUUCUCAUUGCUUGGACAAAUGGAACCUGGAGAAACAUUUGGUAAUUGCGUCAAACGAAAAUUAAGUGCUAUUUCACUUUAUUCAAACUUUUCAAACAUCAGCUUUCAGGAAGAUAAUCCUAUUUUUAAUCGUUUAAGCAAUGAUGUCAACGAUUUUGAUAAUUCAAAAAAUGAUGUCAACGAUUUUGAUAAUUCAAACAAUGAUACCAAUGAUUAUAAUACUAAUGCUGUGAAUAAUGGUGAUUGUGCUACGAACAGAAGAGAUAUCGAUGAUGUCAACUUUACCAAUAAUGCUCAUGGCACAGAAAAUGACGCAUAUACAGGGGAUUCCAACUUGGGCUCUAUUAAUCUUGAUGAAAAUUCUUCUGUUACAACGGCCUCAUACCUAACAUUACCUUCAAUUUUUGACGAAAUAAUGAAAUAUCGAGGAAAAUCUGUGCGUUCAUCUCAAAGAUUUGACAUCGACUCUCUAGCAACGACUGCAGACACUGUUUACUCAACCCAUUCUGCUCGUCCUUCUUUGAUUGGUGAUCGUCCACUUGUACUGCAGGAUUUUCUUUUUGCAGUAGCAGCUUUCGCAUGCCAUUUGUUCACAAUUGGCAUUGCAGCAAGCAUUGGAGUAAUUGUUAUAGAAUGGUUACAUGAAUUCCCUGAAUCCAGAACAGUCUUACUUUCUAUACCACCUAUGACUUUUGGAAUUACAAGUGCAAUUGGUUUGUUUGUUGGUACUUUAAUGAACCAAAUUGGAGGACCUGGUGUGAUUAUUAUUGGAGGAUUUUUCCAAGGAUUAAUGCUGUUUGUCUCCGCGUUUGCUAAUAGUGCUUUCUUUUUGUUUGUUUCUGUUGGUCUUUGUUUUGGGAUUGGAUGUUCUCUUGUGUAUGUAACCGUUUUUGUAGUUGUUGGAAUUUAUUUUGGUAGCAGGGCAACAAUUUUCAUCGCACUUCUGUCAACAGCUGGACCAAUUGGAGCAGUUGUAUUUCCACUUAUUAUUCCCUAUAUUAUCAGUGUUUAUAAUUGGAAUUACUGCCUUUUCAUCUUGUCUGGAAUCAGCUUCAACGUUUGCCCACUAGGGCUGUAUAUAUUGUUUUGUCAGAAUCGUGCUAAUAAAGCAAACCAGGAAUACAUCAUUCAGCUUCCUAUUAAGCUGAAAGCCAGAAAAAAGCUUUUGGAUGUAACUGUAUUCAAUAAUUUCAUGUUUAACCUUUUUUUGCUCCCUCUUUGCCUGAGCUGUGGUUUUAUGAAUUUUACAUUUAGUAUUUACGCCAGUUAUAUGGAUAACAAAGGCUUCAGUCUGAUGCAAACCACUCAACAGUACUCCAUCUUGUGUUCUGCAUCAAUUAUUGCCAGGCUGAGUCUUGGUGUGGUGCUUCGAUUAACAAGGUGGAGAUUUGUGUAUAUAUAUACAAUUGUCGCAAUUGGAUUUGGAAUUACUAUGUGUAUUUCAACUGUUCUUCAUUCUUAUGAAUUAUUAGCAGUCUGCAAUUUAUUUGCGGGUCUGUUCCAUGGAGGUCCUUGUGGAUUAUAUCCUAUUGCUAUUUUGGAUUUUGUUGGUCCUGAGAAAUACAGUUCUGGUAUUGGUAUUACUGAAACAGCAAAUGGCGUUAUUACCAUCAUUGAAGGGUUUCUAGCAGGUGUUCUAACAGAUUUAACUGGGACCUAUAACUUGGCCAUGUACAUAUUUGGAGGUGUUAGUAUAUUUUUUAAUAUUUUGUUACUAAUACUUUUAGUAAAUCAGUAUCUCAAAGAUAACGAAAUAAACUUGAAACUGUUUUAAAUGUGUUUUUGUAUAUUUUUAAAAAAUUCAAGUUUUUGUAUAUUUAAAAAAAAUUCAAGCAUGGCCAAAUUAUUUAGAACUUCAUUUUGCAAAUAUGAGAUCCUGUAUAUGAUUCCAAAGUAUAAAAUCUUGGGCAAGUGUCUUUUACCAUAGUAAAAGUUUUAUGAGGUGAAAUUUUUGUAGACCAAAACUGUUUGAAAGCCUGUGUAAUAUACUUUACCUGUAAUUCAAAGAGCCAACUUUAUCAUACAGUUUCACACUAAUUUUGCCUGAAAAUUGUAUUUAGAGUAUACAUACCUGUGGAAUAUUCGCAUGCUAAUUCCAUGAUUAGGCCGUUCCAUUGAUUGAACAAUUGGAACUUUCAGCUCUGAAAAUAAUGGAGAUCCACUGACAUUUUUACAAUUUCUAUUUUUACACAAUAUUUUAAAAAUCGUAUAUUAUAUUUUUAUAUUUAUUUUGUUUUUAAAUAAUAAAACAAUUUCCAUUAUUGCAUUUUGU